GUUACAAGUGACAUUACAUAACAUUAUACAUGUAUAUUUCAGUAGCUUACAGACUGUAGUUCAGAAUGUUGGCAUGUUUAAGGCAAUCUUACCAAUGUACGUGUAGAUGCUGGCUUCAAUACAGUUCUCGUGGACUGUGUACAACAGACACAAAGUUUUACGAGAAUCCUGCAACUGCUGUAUUUGAAAGAAAACACAAGAUUGGCCAGGUUGCUGUAGGAAAAUAUCCACUUUUGAAAAAGAAGCAUUAUUUACUUGAUAAAUUAAAGCAUCCUGGUGAUUACAAAUCCACAAUUAAAUGUAUUUUAACUAAAGAAAUCACAGAUAUAGGUUUGAAAGGGACAGUGGUGGAGGUACCUAAGAAGCUGUUUAGAAAUGAACUGUAUCCAUCAGGGGCCGCUGUGUAUGCGUCUCCGGAAAAUUUAAUCUUAUAUGAAGACUUAAGAAAGUUAUCUGACGACGGGGGCAUAGAUUAUGAAACAAAACAGUUGAUGCGCAGAAUGGCAAAAUUUCAAUUACGAGUUUUCAUGCACCCAAAUAAUGAGUGGAUUUUAGAACCGGCACAUGUUCGGAUAGCUUUCAGAAAAAUGGGUGUAAUGCUGAAUGAGGAAAACAUUAUUAUGCCAACAGAGCCUGUGAUGGACUUUGGAAAUUUUACUUUCAAACUUCAGAUGUUUGACAAAAUAGCUUGUCGUCUUCAAGGAACCAUUUACCCUCUCAAACCCGACGGCCUUCCUCCCUCGGAGAAAAAUUUCCCGAAGAUCUGGGGUGGAACUGCCUCCACCACAGCCAUAGAGUAUUUAAACAGACCGGAUUUAAAUACAGCAGAUGUUGAUGAUGUCACAGAUAACAUAGAUAAAGUGGAAGAAAACAAUAAAGACACUGAUAGUAAUGAACUAAGUAAUGAUGAUAAUGAAUCCAAGUAAAAAUAAAUUAACGAGAAAUAUUAUCUCAAAUAAAUAUGUUUGAUAAUUUGAA
This is a messenger RNA of Ruditapes philippinarum (Manila clam), 978 nucleotides long. RefSeq names its product large ribosomal subunit protein bL9m-like. The transcript has 7 exons. Gene Ontology annotation, molecular function: structural constituent of ribosome. Lineage: Eukaryota; Metazoa; Mollusca; Bivalvia; Venerida; Veneridae. Gene Ontology annotation, biological process: translation. The record is from RefSeq and is a predicted model, not a curated record. Gene Ontology annotation, cellular component: ribosome; mitochondrion. Bases 66 to 926 code for a protein of 286 amino acids.